AUUUUUUUAUUGUUACACUGACACCAAUAAAGAGAAGUUUCAAUUUAUACGAAUUCGCUAACUGUGGGCUUUUUACUCAAGACACCGAGACACGACUACACGUAUACUGGGCGACUGUCAUAGACAUGAUAGAUUUGCUUGGGAAUAAUUCGAAAGGAUCCAGAAUGAAAGAGAGGGACUGAGAGGGCGAAGCUUGACCAAACCGGCCUUAGAUGAGGAUGACGACGCCGUAGACAGCGCUAUGGAUUCUGUGAAGACCCCGCGGUUACCGGAACUCCCAAACGUCCUACACACGGACCUCUCGCGCUCCGUCACUCACCUGGGGGUCCGGAAGUUUGUGAUCGAUACCCCCAGGGACCAGGAGCUAAAGAAACGAGAACAGUUGUGGCAGUUUCACAAGAAGAACCGCGGCGCCAUGGUCCGUCUAAAGGGACUCAAUCCGGUCAUGAGCAAAAGCACCGAGGAGAAACUGGACGGAGGUGAAGUAGAGAAAAAAUCCGAUUCUGAUAACGAGGGAGAGAAAAGUCCGAGAGAGGCGAAGAAACUCCCCAAGAUUCGGGCCAGGCUGAAAAUGGAGUCCAGAAACUCUAACAAUUCAAACAGUGAUAAAAAAGAAAACGUAAAAGAAUCGAAUAAAGACUCUAAUGUGAAAUACACAUAUUCGUCUGCUCUUACGAUAGGAAACAAUAUAUACUCCCAGAUUCGCGGUAAGGAGCUUGAAUUCACAGAGAGCGGUGCGAGACCGCCCAUGGACAGUGGUAGAACUAAGCGGUCAAUUGUAAACUCUAUAGACAAGCUUCCUGACCUCAGCAACGCGCUCACCAAACUAGGGUACAUGAAACUGACCAGAAACGUGGUUCAUUUCGGAGGGGGGUUCUUUGGUCGCCAUCAGGAGAAGCGGUACAUGGACCUCCGGAGAUCUGUGUCCUCUAUUGAUAACUCUUCAAGACCGGAAGUGGUUAAAAGUGAAAAGGGACUUUAUGGUUCUAUGAACCAAUUGGACACGAUGGUGGAAACUUCUAGGAUCAAGUUUGAAACCCCAAGAACACAUCUUAAAUUGGAAAACAGGUACGACAAAGAGAUCCAGGUUAAAAAGUCUGAAGACUCUGAAAAAUCAGAGGACAUAAAAACGCCUAGAACAGCAAUUCCUGAAUCCGUGAAAAAACCGCCAUCUGAGAAACAAGAACCUACAAAAACAAAUUCAAAUUUAGGAUCGAGUGAAAAAAGUGAAUUUUCUCUGGAAAUUAAAAAAUCGAAAGGUAAGGACAGUCGGUUAGAAGAGGCCAAACCCGUACGUCCAAACUCUGACGUAAGUCUCGAUAUUCCAAAGGACAAAUAUGGACCGUCUUCCCAGGUGCGGGAGGUGAAAUCGAACCGGUCUCCGUGGGGCCACGCGUACGGGAUGAAUCCUUACCGCUGGACCAACAAGGGUGCAAUAAGAGACGAGGAUAAGGCGUGGGUGGAACACGCCAUGCAGAACACUGACGUCAUAGACCAGACGGCGUACGACUGCUUCGCCAGGACCAAGCUGCCAAAAACAUAGAGCGGCGGUGACGUCUUCUCUGUCGGUGAUUGUUUUGUACAUGUUCGUUAAACGUUGUUUUUUUAUGGUACUGGAAGUACUGAAAUACGCAUUGCAAUAAAUACUCUGUUCCUUCUUA
Messenger RNA from Magallana angulata, 1661 nucleotides. RefSeq lists its product as uncharacterized. The transcript has 2 exons. The record is from RefSeq and is a predicted model, not a curated record. The coding region runs from base 242 to 1543 and encodes 433 amino acids. NCBI's taxonomy places the organism in Eukaryota, Metazoa, Mollusca, Bivalvia, Ostreida, Ostreidae.